AUGAUAAUUUUAUUUUAAUUGAUUCCAAUAUUCUUUUGUUUUCAUUACAAGGGUAUUCUAAAUAGGGAUCUUAAUCAUAUCAAAAAUGAAUUAAUAAAUGGUUCAUUACCUGAAGGCAGAUUAUCAAUUAAAGAUGUAUAAAAUUUAUUCAAUGACCUUGAAAACAUUACUAAUAUUGUUCACUCUUAAUAAAUAGGAGAAUCUUAUCUUAAUAAAACAAUAUAUUCUUAUUCAUUAUGCUCUGAUUUUACUAAAGAUAAACCAAUGAUGCUUAUAACUAGUUUACAUCAUUCUAGAGAAGUAGCUAGUUUGUAAAUGAAUAUAUAUUUAUUUCUCUAUAUUUUAUGGGAAGUGCAACUUUAAAAGAAUCCAUAUUAUAUUAAUAUGAUUACUCAUAACUGUAUUAUGUAUAUAUUUUGUAUUAAAUAUAGGAUUGUCCCAUUUGUUAAUAUUGAUGGAUACGCUGAAAUUGAAUCUGAAUUAAAUAAUCAUAAUUUUUAGCCAAAAACACGAAAAAAUCUAAAUCGAACUAUUGCUUGUAAUCAAUAAGAUGAAUUAGCAGGAAUUGAUUUAAAUAGAAACUAUGGAUAUCAUUUUGGUUAUGAUAAUAUAGGUAGUUCUAAUGAUCCAUGUGAUGAAACCUAUAGAGGAAGUGCUGCAUUUUCUGAAAAGGAAACUUAAGCUAUCAAAUAUGUUGUUGAAAACUAUAAUAUAAAAAUGGCUAUGAAUUUACAUUGUUUUGGAAAUUUAUGGGUUUUACCUUACAGUUAUGAUAAUGAAGAUCUUGAUAAAGAUGGAGUUCCAUAUCUUAUAUAUGAAGAUUUUAAGUAAAAUGGUUAAUUUUAAGGUCAUUAUAAAAUUGGCCAUGCUAUAGAAUUAGUCUAAUAUACUGCAAAUGGAGAAGCAGCUGAUUGGAUGCUUUCCAAAGGUAUAUAUUAUUAAUUAUUUAGGCGUUAUUGCUAUAAGUCCAGAAUUAGGAGAAUAAACUUAUUCUAAUUUUUUUUCUAAUUUUUUUCCAGAUCAAGAAAAAACACUUAAAUUAUUUAAAACUGAAUUUCCACCUUUAAUUCAUUUUAUUAAUUACUUACCUUUUCAACCACUGAUCAAAAACUUAUAUUAAUACAAUUUAGAAGAUGUUGAAAAAUUAAAUAUUUUAUUAUCUACUAAUUAAUACCUUGUUGAUAUUGAAUGCAUAAAUAAUGGUGUAUCAAAUGGAUCUGAUUAUUAUUUUAUUGUUUCUGAUGCUGUCUAACUUAUUGAAGCAUAUUAUAUUGAUAUUAAAUAUGAUCAAAAAUAUAAUAGAGAUAAUAUUGAGUUUAGUAAAUUAAAUAAAAUAGAUUAUAAAAACAACACUUUCUCAACCUUUUAGUUUUUACCAAGAAGUUAAAUAAUUUAUUUUUUAAUUUUUUAGGAAAUUCAAAUAGGAAGUGAAGUAAAAUUUUAUUUUGAUAUUAAUGGAGAAAAUCAUGAAAAUAGUAAUAAAAAUAUAAUAAAUUUUAGCAUUUACAUUAAAAGAUAUUAAUUAAGAGUAGAAAUAACUAAAAAAUGAAUAAUAUCAGAAACUUUAUAAUUUAUUGUAUUUAGGUCUUUUAAUAAUAUUAAUAAUCACAAUAGGAAUUCUACUCUAGAUAACCUUUAAGAAAUAAAAUACUAAGAUACAAUAAAAUAUCACAGAAUUAAUUGAAUAAAAACCUGAACAAAUUGAAUUAAAUGUAUAAAUAUGA
Molecule: messenger RNA, 1724 nt
Organism: Paramecium pentaurelia
Lineage: Eukaryota; Ciliophora; Oligohymenophorea; Peniculida; Parameciidae
Source: the annotation of a GenBank genome assembly